Conger conger (European conger) is the source of this 2614-nucleotide messenger RNA. Its product is annotated as cytoplasmic dynein 1 light intermediate chain 1-like. The record is from RefSeq and is a predicted model, not a curated record. The coding region runs from base 295 to 1635 and encodes 446 amino acids. Gene Ontology annotation, molecular function: dynein heavy chain binding. Gene Ontology annotation, cellular component: centrosome; cytoplasmic dynein complex. The transcript is spliced from 12 exons. Gene Ontology annotation, biological process: microtubule-based movement; microtubule cytoskeleton organization. Lineage: Eukaryota; Metazoa; Chordata; Actinopteri; Anguilliformes; Congridae.
GCAAUUGCACGGUUCUAAAUUAUUUAGUUGUCCUUAUCUAGCAAGACUUGUUCGCUACGUUAAAUUCAGGCUAGUUAAUUAACCAACUGAACAAAACUGGCGUGUGGCAACAUUACUGACACGGUGACAAACUCUAGUUUGUCGCUUUUUCCAAAACCAAACAUAAAAAAAUGAUCUACUCGCACUAAUUCUAGCUAUCAACAACUGAGAAUCCCAAAAUAGUUUGCUAAUCAGUGUAGUCUGAGGCCUUAGCCACUAAGGUAUCCAUGUAGACGGCACAUUCUGACUUAUAACAUGGGUGAAGAUGGGGUUGGUAAAACCACUUUGGUUGCAAAACUUCAGGGACUCAAAGAAUACAUAAAAGGGAGAGGACUGGAAUACCUUUAUUUCAACGUCCAUGACGAUGACAUUGACGACCAUGCCAGGUGUAAUGCCUGGAUUUUGGAUGGUGACCUGUAUCACAAAGGCCUCCAGAAAUUUGCAGUGUUUCCAGACAACCUGGCAGACACCAUCGUACUGCUGGUGGUGGACAUGUCAAGGCCCUGGUCUGCCCUGGAUUCCCUGCAGAAGUGGGCCAGUGUCAUCCGAGAGUAUAUCGACAAAAUGAGGAUUGCUCGAGAGGAGAUGAGGGAAAUGGAACAAAAAUUGGUCAGACAGUUCCAGGAGUACACAGAGCCAGGGAGCACCCACAGCAUGUCCCCGCAGAGGAGGAACCCUAAAGCUGCUGAUUCGGAUGAAGAGGGCAUCGUGCUUCCCCUUGGGAAGAACACACUCACACACAACCUGGGCAUACCUAUGGUGGUGGUAUGCACCAAGUGCGAUGCUAUCAGUGGCCUGGAGACAGAACACGACUACAGAGACGAGCACUUUGACUUCAUUCAGUCGCACCUCCGCCGAUUCUGCUUGCAGUAUGGGGCAGCCCUACUGUACACUUCAAUGAAGGAGAACAAAAAUCUAGAUGUAUUAUAUAAAUACCUUGUCCACAGGUUAUAUGGCUUCCCUUUCAGCUUGCCUGCUCAAGUGGUAGAAAAAGAUGCAGUGUUUAUUCCAUCAGGGUGGGACAAUGAAAAAAAGAUUGCAAUCCUGCAUGAAAACUUUCAUACAGUUAAAACGGAAGACCAUUUUGAAGAUGUGAUUAUAAAGCCACCAGUGAGGAAGUUCGUACAUGAAACGGAAAUCGUAGCAGAAGAUGAUCAAGUGUUUCUUGUAAAACUGCAGUCUCUUCUGGCAAAGCAACCCCCAGUAUCUGCAGGACGGCCUGUGGACGCCUCCAAUCGAGGACCCGGCGGUUCUCCCCGAACAAUCAGCCGAUCGGCUUCAGGGAAUGUGGCCAGCGUCAUGCCCAUGCAAUCAGGUACCAAGAAGAUAGAUCCCAACAUGAAAGGUGGACAGACGAGUGAGGGCGUCCUGACCAACUUUUUCAACAGUCUGCUAAGCAAGAAGACCGGGUCUCCAGGCUCCGGCAGUAGCCCAGCAGGAGGAGGAAACGCACCUGGAGCGACCAAGAAACCAGGCUCAAUUCUUAGCUUGACAGAUGUGCAGGUCGAACUGGACUGGAUCGCUAACAAGUCAGAAUUUAAAUCCUCCUCUCCGACUUCCCCAUCAACACCUCCAGCUGAGGGGGAGGAGUCAUGAGAAGAGCCAAGGCCCACUCCCCUUUCGACCUGCGCCUGCCUCUCUCCCCCUUUCUUUUCUGACUUGUUCAUCAGGUACCCAGAUGCAAAUUGUGGAGUGGAACAGAAAACAAAGGCUUGUCAAAAAGACGUGCCAAACCAUGUGCAUGCUGGUUUCUCGCUUCCUUUUCUGAACAAAGAAUGGAAACAUGCACUCGGACAUGUAGCAGGAAGCCUAAGCCAUAGAGAGGGCAUUGUGGGAAAUGUAGUGUUUGGAUGCAUGGAUGAUUGUUACUAUGAAAGGUGACACCCACAAGUAGUUGCUGGCAAAGGGCUUUUGUGCUUGUUAAAGUGCUUGGGCUGGAAGAAUGAGCAGCCCUGUUAUUAGCAUAAUGGAAUCACCCCUAAACCCUUAAUAGACUGGUGUUACAGCAUAGCUCUGCUACACUUGGAAAUGCACGUUUCCAUGGUAAAAGUCAGAAAUAAUACCUGUCUGAAAUAAAAUCAACACGAAAGAAAGGGUAGAUAGAUUGUGUCAAACUGUCUUAGCUGUUUUGUUGGAUUAGUUAUUUUCCUCACUGCAGGAAAAUUAUGUAAUUUUAAGGAAAAUAGUGGUCUUUAAAGGGCAAUGAUGCAGAAUUACGUUUUCCCGAAUAUGCGCAGGGAAAUUAGCACUAUUAUACAGGAACCGGUCUAAAGAAGUAUUUAAAAUGCUCCUUUUUUGUGCUUAACGCUAAUAUCCAGGAUUUAGUAUGGCUUGGCGAAUUAUUGCCAAAUACACUUCAGGUGAACAGUAUAUUGUUUGGGGUAAUGAAACUACCUAAUGCACUCAAGUGGUUGCUUAGACGGCAUCAUGGUCGAAGAAGGGUCAGGUCAGGUGUCGGUUUCAUCUGAAGAAUGUAAAAGUACAAACAUGAAAAUGGUCCCGUUAUCUCAGAUAUUGUAGUGAUGUUUCUAUGGGUCAGGUCUGUAAUCAUUCAAUAAAGUUAUAUUUAUUCUGA